Protopterus annectens (West African lungfish) is the source of this 1365-nucleotide messenger RNA. Its product is annotated as 1-phosphatidylinositol 4,5-bisphosphate phosphodiesterase beta-2-like. Gene Ontology annotation, molecular function: phosphatidylinositol-4,5-bisphosphate phospholipase C activity; calcium ion binding. Lineage: Eukaryota; Metazoa; Chordata; Ceratodontiformes; Protopteridae. The coding region runs from base 1 to 1170 and encodes 389 amino acids. The transcript has 8 exons. Gene Ontology annotation, biological process: lipid catabolic process. The record is from RefSeq and is a predicted model, not a curated record.
AUGCCGAAAGAAGAAGAAGAAGUGUUUUCUAGUGAUUUUAUAAUCCCUAAUAGUACCCUUUCAUACAAUUUCCUUGAACCUCAGACAGCAACACUUGAUGAAUUAAAGAAGCUCAAAGACUAUGUGAAGUUAGAGAAGAAACAAGAAAAGGAACUGAAGGAGAUUCAGAAGAAGUACCAGAAACGCAGCGAUGAAUUUGUACAGAAAUGCAGCUCAGCCUUGUCCAGUCUGCAUGUACUGCUCAAAAGGAAAUCAGGAAUCAAGAAAGUGCAGAAACCAAAAAAGAAAAGAGGCACUACAGAUUCUGCAAAUGACACCACAGUGGAUGAGAAAGCACAGCAAGAAGACACAUCCAGUAAUGACAGCCAAACAGCCGAGGUAUCUUCUAAAGUCUUAGAGCUGAAAAACAAGUUGGUAGCAGACCUGACUCAGUUACAGGAAGAGCAGUAUGAUGUGGUCAAGAAAAAAAAAGAACAGCACAUCACUGAGCAAAUCGCUAAACUGACAGACCUGAUGAAGGAAAGACAUGCAACUGAGCAGAGGUUAUUUAAAGAUUCAUGUGAGAGCCAUACUAAAGAAAAGAAAAAGGUGCUAGAUGUUAAACGUCAGGAACGAAUUGAAAACAUGACAAAAACAACUUCUGACAAAGCAACCCAGGAGAGGAUGAAGAAAGAUAUAAACAGCUCACAUAUUCAAGAAGUGGUGCAGAUGCUGAAUAUUCUUACAGAAAAAAAGAACUCCUUGCAGCAGAAGCUAGAACAGAAGCAAGAAGAAGCUCUGAAAGGGAUUAAAGAAACAGAGACUCAGGUGCAAGCCAAAGUCCAAGAAGAGUAUGAAAGUUUAAUGAAAUCCAUUCCUAAUCAGGUUCAAGAAGUUACAAAAUCAUGUGUAGGCAAGUUUUUCCCUCAAGAAGCUGCAGAAGCUAAAGAGGAAACAAAGCCUGAAAAUGAUGCAGCAACACAAGAACAAAACCCCCAAGUGACUGAAGAGCAGUCAAAAGAACAAUUAUCAGGAAAACAGGAUCAAGACCAAACAUCUAUACAGCAAGCUGAGGAACAGCAAAAUGAUACAGCUAGUCAAGACACAACAUGUAAGCCUGAAGAAACAGCAGAGCAUAUAAAUGAAGAGACAGCGUGUAAGCCAGAAGAAACAGCAGGAAAAACACAGUGAGGCAGAAGAAAAAGAAAAGGUGCAGGAGUGAAGUGGUCUGAACUAUUCAAAUCAAACAAUCAUUAAGCUUCCAAAACAGAAAGACAAAGUAAAAAAUACAGAAGCAUAAUUAUCAAUUACAAACUUAAAAUGAAAUGCUCAGUUGCUAAGACUCUGCAGUAGUUCACAUUCAAAUGAGCCAAUACACCUUAGAAA